ACACAGGCUCCGGGGCAGGGAUGGAAGAGUUCCGUGGCUCAGACAGCCUCCCCCAUGAAGCUUUGCUGUGGCUUGUUAGAGCUCCUCCCCGGAAGUGUUUCCACCUGCACUUCCAGAAGCACCUUCUACUGCGCAGACCCCAGUGCCAGCCCGCGUGGGCUGCCAUUGCUGUCGGCUGCCACGGACGAGUCAGGAUGGGCUGGGCCGCGAUGCAGUAACAAGCAGACCUCCAAAAUCCCACAGCUGGAUGCUCUCGCAACAAGUUUCUCUCUGCUGCAAAGCAGGGCAUCGAUCGGCAGGGUGCUCCUCCGUGGGGUCACUCGGGAACCCAGGUGCUCCCAUCCUGUGACGCUGCCACCACGGACGUGGCCUGCAGGUUCCCAGGGGGAGGAGGAUCGUGUGGAGGGGCACACGGCCUUUGAGUAGCUCGGCACGGAGACGUGCAUAUUACCUCUGCCCGAGGCUCCUUGGCCAUGACGGGCCACGUGUCCCAGCCUCACUGCAAGGGCCGCUGGGAAUGCAGGGCAGCACAGGGGACGCUUAGCAGAUCUGCCAUCCUCCUGCACGGCGAUGCUGGGCAGCUGGGUGUUUCUAAAUCUGUCAGUUUUGAAGAAUGUUCAGUACGAUCCCAUCUCUGGGAAGAAAAUCCUAUUUAAACGUAAAUCAUACAGAACAAACAUACAUACAUACACAUAGAGACUGCGUGUUAUCUAUUGCCAUGGAUCAACUUACCCCAAAUCUUAGCAGUUUGAAACAACAAACCUUUCUUGCCUGACAGUCUUGGUGGCUCGGGGAUCUGGAAGAAGCCAGCUGCGUGGCUCUGGCUCAGGGCCUACCAUGAUGCCACCAAGACGUCAGCCAGGGAGCAACGUCUGCAGGGCUGCUUGAGUGUCCUCACAACAUGGCGGCUGGCUUCCCCCAGAGCGAGGGAUCCACGCACUGCACAGGCCACGAGUGACAGCUUUAGACUGGACGGGGCUGCGUGUGACACUUGAAAGUGAGCAAAAGUCGGUGGAAUCUUCUCUAGAAGUUGUAAGGGACAGGGAGGGGAGUGUGACGGAGCACGGCUGAGGCCACCAUUGGCCAAAAUGAAACAGUUCGUGUCCAUCCAGGGUGGGGGCCCUCGGUGCUGUCCGGAGCACACAGGUGCGCCAGGCUUUCUGCUUUCUCUGCAGCACACAUGACUUGUAUAAUUUUAAGAAAAAUAAUGACAAUUAGUACAUGUAUAUUUGUUUGUGUUUAAAGGAGUUUAUUUUUAGCCUGGUAAAUACAGAGGAUGGAGAAAGAAGAAAGAGAUACGAAGGGAAGCACUGAGACACGCCCGGAGCAGAGAGAUGAUCACACACGGGGACGCGCGUCCACGGCAGUCACAUGGACACGGCAGACAGACCCCACCUGCGCUUCUCCCAGCAGCGGGACAGAGCUCUGGACCCAGCACCUCUGGCCGAAGCCUCUGUCCCCUGCUGUCGGCAACUGGCCUGGCACAGACGACACAGAUGACACUGUGACACUGCCAGGCUGCCACGCUGCCGCGCCUUCCUCUCCCAAAGCUCUGAUCUCGCCGCAGGCUGGGUCCUUCUCUUCGACUCCUCCUUCCCUCUGUCCCCUGCUUGGCGUGUGGGGCCCGCCCGAGCUCUGCCAGCAGCCCCCAGCCUCCAGCGCGGCUCGGAAGGGCUGGCCUGGCACAGCCCUGCCACCGCCGCCUGCCCGCCUCGGUCCUAUGAACACCUUCCCUCUGCAGGGCCCCCCCAGCCCCUGCGACCUGACCCACGCUGUGCCCCGCCCUGUUUCCAGGGCCUUUUACACCCAGGGACUCAGGGAAGGCCCAGCUGCGGAGCUCCAGGGAGACACAGAGCAGGCCCAGAGCUGGUCACAGCUCCUGAAAGCCGUGACAGCCUUUGCUUCAGUGAGGACGUGACACCUGGAGCGGCCUUGCCUGCCAUCACCACCUGCCACCCAAGUCCCCAGCGCUGGGCUUGCAGGUGGCCCCAGCAGAGCACAGUCGAGGCGAGGAGGAGCCGUCUGUCAGGCCUGACACCGGACAGUGGCUCAGAGCACUGGCCCCAGGGGUGCCCACCCCUCCUCCUUCCACCCCACUCCAGCCCCCCGCGUGGGGAGGCCAGAGCUGCUGCUGACGCCCAGGACACGGUCCCUGCCCUUUGGCCACACCGUGGGCUCCACAGCAGCCCGGCCGCAUGGUGCACCCUCCACGCGGCGGCCACCUCCGCACCACCCCUAGAGCCUGUCAGCGGGAAGGGGCCCCAGCUCCCGCAGGGCCUCGUAGAAGCCGGUCUUUGUAUGGUAACAGUUAGCAGUAAACCAAGACUGUAGAGAACCCGGU
Lemur catta (Ring-tailed lemur) is the source of this 2341-nucleotide messenger RNA. RefSeq lists its product as uncharacterized. The transcript is spliced from 3 exons. The coding region runs from base 1277 to 1918 and encodes 213 amino acids. Lineage: Eukaryota; Metazoa; Chordata; Mammalia; Primates; Lemuridae. The record is from RefSeq and is a predicted model, not a curated record.